Notechis scutatus (mainland tiger snake) is the source of this 4924-nucleotide messenger RNA. RefSeq names its product proline rich membrane anchor 1 (gene PRIMA1). NCBI's taxonomy places the organism in Eukaryota, Metazoa, Chordata, Lepidosauria, Squamata, Elapidae. The record is from RefSeq and is a predicted model, not a curated record.
UGGGGGCGGCGGGGUUUCCUCCUCUUCAGUCCACCCCACGAGCUCCUUCUCUCCGGCCGCGGCUUCCAGGCGUUGCCGGAUGAUGGGCAGCUGAGGCGACGAGCUCGGCUACUAUAGAGUGGAGCAAACAACCCUACUACUUAACCGCGGGGAAAGAGAUCUUUCUGGAGCGCUUCUUCACUCUUUCUUUCUUCCUUUCCGCGGUUGGAGAGGAGUUGAUCUUUUUCACCAGGCGCCUUCCGUGACACCCCCCCUCCCUUUUCCCCUCCCGCCCCCCCAUACCCAUUUCUCUGUAGUCGUUGCAAAGAGAAGGGGGGGAAAAAACCCAAACAACAACAACAGCGAAUCUAGAGGCGUUGGAACCGGGAUCUCGCGCCGUGCCCUGCCUCCAGCCGCCCGGAACCCGGGGAUAGGGGCUCACUCGACUGAACCUUCGGAGUCGUUCUGGCCCCGCUCGCCAUCGCCCCACGUACGAGAAAGACUGGCUUCCCAUCUAUACCACGCGUUUUGUGUGGAAGGGGGACCCUCCUCUCUUCCGGGAAAAAGGAGUCGUCCCCCCCCCCUCCUCCUCCUCCUGUGUGAACAGACUCUUGUCGGCGCUAGGUGGUGGUGGAGCAGCGAAAGGGGAACUUCGGGCGGAUCUGCCGUGUGGGAAAAGAUCGGCUUUUCCUUGCAAAACUUUGUUUUCAAAGCUGCCUUUCCCUCUCCUUCCCCCGAUCGCAGUUCUGCUCCGCUAUGUAAAAGGAAGCGCAGCGCGACGGCAUCCUCCCAGCGAGACGCGGCCCAUUCCGCCCUCCCAGGAUACCCAGAUUGUGAGAAGGAGCUCCCAUUUCCUCCAGAGUCGUGAUGUUAAUCCGAAAAGUCUUGCUCUUCCUUCAGUGCUGCUGGCCUUCUUUGCUGCUUCACUGGAUGCUCCAUCCUAUGUGGGGUUUCAUUCAGAUUACUCAGGGCGAACUCCAGAAGUCAUGCGCUAAGCCUCUAGUAGAGAAAGCUACAGAUAAUUGCCAGCAUAUCUGCCAAUGUAGACCACCUCCAUUACCGCCGCCGCCACCGCCGCCACCACCACCAAGGUUGCUUGGGGUUUCAUCUCCCACCGUUCCUAUUUGCCCCCCUGCAGCGCCCUGGCCAAGUCCAGCUAUAAUCAUUGCCGCAUGCUGUGCCAUACCGGUGUUCCUCUUUCUAGUUUUCAUCAUUUGCUACAAAGCCAUAAAAAGGAAACCUAUGAGAACAGAAGAGAAUGGAACAAGUCAAGCUGAAUAUGCAAUGACAUCCUGUCAAAACAGCAGGACAGUUGAUGCUAACAAUGCAGUGGCGUAAUUUCCAAAACCACCUCUCGAAGAGUAAACAUUAAAAGCACACAUGGAAUAUGCAAGGUGGGUGAAAUGCAGCAUCAAGAGAAGACUUAUGGCCGAGGACUUCAUUUCAGAAAUAGCGCUUCAGAUAUUCUGAGAAGAAAAGCAGGUGACUCUCCUUUGGCUUGCUGAGUGUCACAAAAAGUGGGAUUAUACCAGGGGCUACUCUGAAAAAGGGAUUCACAGAGGCCUACUCACUGCAUGCUUGUUCUUUUGAAAGCAACAUUGCAGUGCCCCUUCUUCCUUCCUCAUCUUUGAUUGACGGUUUAUUUUUUUGAAAAUGCUUCAGCGAUCCUUUGAUGAUUAAGAGAAUGGUCUAUUCAAGACGGUAAAAAUACCAUAAUUGGGCUUGCAAAUUCAAGCUUUGCGUUUUUCUGUUUCUCUACAGUCAUUUUAAGACCCACCUUUUAUGAUGAUCAUAUUGUUGAAGUGGAAAAUCUCCAUUCACUGAGAGGGAACAUCCUUUCCUGCCCAGCUUCAUGAUUUCAUGGAAUGUAUCCCUACCUACACAAUCUGAUGGCUAGAUAUAGAUGCUGCUACUACAGACAUAAAGGAAUUCAGAAUGUCUUACAGCAAUUAGUUUUAUUGAUCGAAAGAAAAGUGUUACCUAGGAUAACAUUUUAAAGUGUUUUAAAUGCUAUUAAUCCACAGUCCAGAAACAUAUUGGGCCUUGGAGUUAAAAGAAAUAUAUAUUUGGGUACAUCUAUUAUUAUUUUGCAGUUUUGCACAUGUAUAUCCACCACACUAAUCUGUAGACAAGAUCUCUAGAAUGAUCUAAAAAUGUUUGACUCUGGAGGACAACAAGCUGCAAUGGACACAACUCCUUAAAGACUUUCCUAUUCCUUGAGUAGCUCCUCCAAAUGAGUGCUAAAUAAAGAAUUUUCUGUUGUAGGGAAAAAAGCUGUGAUGGACCAGUCCCCUCUUUAGUAAGGGGCUGCCAAUAGUGCCAAAAUUACUCUGUGUUGUAUCACUUUGUGAUAAAGUACCACAAACAGUUUAAAAGCAUAACCCGACUCUCCAUUGUCACAGUGUCUUGUUUAGGCACAGUCACUUUAAUUUCUAAAAGAACGACUGAUGCUAUUACUUGUCCAUACCUUGAUUAAGGACUUAAAAUAUGGUUCCUGUCUUUCCUUUCACAUGCCUUCAUUUGUCACAGCUGUACCAGCAAAACAAAACAAAACGAUGUGUCACGAUCUGGCUUCUUGUCUUGCUGUCAGACUUCAGUGAUAUUUUGUCUUCAAGCAGUCUAAAAAGAAGCUGUAACAGUUCUGUAGUCUAGGAUCAUGGUAUUGUGUCAGUCCUAAGUCCCAAGAAGCUGGUAUGCUGGCUGAAUGUAGCUAGGAUUGUCUCAAAGUAGAAUUCCAGUGUAUUCCAAAUUACAAUCAGUUCUUCAAAAAAGAACUGAAGACCUCUUAAAACUGAGGAAUCUCUGCAUUGAAUUCUGAUACUGCCUCACUUAGACAAAGUCACUGUAUAAUGCUAUCCCAGUUAAAUAUGAAAAAUAAUGGAUGGAUAAAUGAGUGAGUGAAUGAAUGAAUGAAUGAUUUUAGAGUCUUUGGCCAGUCAAUAGUAUAUAAUAGUACUUAAAAUCAAUACAGUUAGUGCUGUUGCAGCAACAAUAAUUUGCCUCUUAAUAGCAAUAUAAAAUACUUUUGCAACCAUUUUAGUUAUGUCUGAGCUUGCAUCUGCAAGGCAGUAAGUUACGUAAAAUAAAUAAUUUAUUCCUAGGAAUCUUAAAAAGUAGUGGUUAUAUUUGUUCUUUAUAUCCCAGUAGAGGAUACAAUACAAAAAAGCAUGUUCCCAAGGGUUGUCAGGGUGUCUCACUAGAAAAUUGGUUCCUUAUAAAUCUCAUUUCUAGGAUAGAUAAGGAAAAUUCAUUUAAACAGGAUUUGGAGAAAGAAAUCCUAAACAUACCUGUUCAAUAUGAUGGUGAUCAAAAUAUCUUUUAUAUGAUUUCCUGGAGCAGGAAAAGAUUAGUAUCUUCGUUUUAGAAUACUUUACAGUUGGUUUGUUAAUACUGCAAUAUUGCUAGAAGGCUGUCAUCAGUCAAAUAGGUGAUAUCAACAUAUAAUAAAAAAGGCACAUAUGUAUCGGUCAGCAUAGGGCAGCAAAGUCUUCAGUUUCCAAUGAGACUGCCAAGUCAUUCAUAUAAAAACUGAACAAGAUUGAAGUCAAGACACACCCUUCUCUAGCUCCACCUGUAGAAGGAAAUGGGUUAGUUAAAGUGCUAUUAGGACUAUAUUUAAUCUGCAAAAAGGAUUUAGAAUAAUUGCCUUCUGGUCAGUUGUGUUUCCCAUAGUAGUCUCCGAGAAACAGAUGAGAUGAGCAGCACAUAAAUCAGAUAAAUAAUAAAUAAAUAGAAUUGAAAGCUGCUUUAAGCCAAUAAAAACUAUGAAAAGAUUACACAUCGAUCCCUAUAAAUAUUUCUCAAUAGGAUCGUAUAAGACCAUAUAUAAUCCAGUGUAGAGCAACCUCUGAACCCAGUCUGCUCAAUCCCCAAGAUUUUAGGAUCUGCCAGCCAUGUCUUUAAGUCAUUAAAGAGAUACAUAGCAUAAAGUUUGCCUACUGUUGAUAACAUGGGCACUAUGGUGGAAUUUGUCCAUAGAUUUUUCUUUUAUUGUUGAUAUUUCCAAACAAACAAAAUUAACAAGGAGUAAUGCCCACCAUUUUGAAUUGAUUUAAAUAAAUUCUGGAGAUAUAGGAUCUGUGGGGAUUGCCCUGCCUUAUCAAUUUCAUUUUUUAUGGAGUCAAGAAGUGGGGGGGGGGGGGGGAUUGGUAAUAAGAAGUACAGUGGAUUCAAGGAAAUGAUUGUGUUUGUAAAUUGCAAAAAAGUGGCUCUCUCAAAUUCCAGUAGAGAUUUUACAUAUGGGAUUUUCAGAAUACCUUCCCAUAGUCUUAAAAAUAAUUAUCCAAUAGAUUUGUUUGCCUUUGCUCCUAGAAAUAUCGGAAAAAAACUUUUCCAAGUGGCAUUUAUAGGUUUCUCCAGCAAAUAAUGGCUGGGGAAUCUUCUUAUUGCCUGCUAUAUAGCUUUUGUCAGUGUUACAGACUUGUUAUUUAGAAACCUACAUUUUACUUUCAGCCACUCUUUAUUAUUAUUAUUUGUAACCUGCCUCGGUUAUAUAAAAAGUUUACUUUACAGUGAGCCAUCAAAAUAUUCACAAAAGAAUAAACAAGAUUAUCAUUAAAAAAUAAUAAUCUCAGAUACCCGUCAUUGACACGAGAAUCUUUCGUUUAACCAUAUCUUCAACAGAAUCAUGACCAUAAAUAUUUCAGAUUCCAUCUUCCUACUUCUUGCAUCAGUCUUGUCUCCUGGACUGAAUCUUGAUUUUUGUUGCUGGUUCUUUCAGUGUUAUUUUUCUUAGGGUUGUACUCACCUUUUUGUAGACCUGCAUUCUUGGUCAAGAAUAUUCAUCAAUUUCUUUAAGUUUGCCUUGGCAACUCGUGACCACAAUGCCCCUUAUUACAAAUUUUAUUUUUUGCCAUUGUCAUUUACAUGAAUCGUGGUGAUUAAGCAAAUCUGACUUCCCCAUUGACUUUGCUUGUUGGCAGCUGACUGAGAAGGUCACAAAUGG